This is a messenger RNA of Candidozyma auris, 939 nucleotides long. It is a transcript of the gene SLP2, whose product is annotated as Slp2p. The transcript has a single exon. The record is from RefSeq and is a predicted model, not a curated record. Gene Ontology annotation, cellular component: membrane. NCBI's taxonomy places the organism in Eukaryota, Fungi, Ascomycota, Pichiomycetes, Serinales, Metschnikowiaceae. The coding region runs from base 1 to 939 and encodes 312 amino acids.
AUGUUUCCUCUAUCUGCCAAACGAAAUCUACUUGCUCGAGUUAGACUUUACUCGUCAACUAAUGGCUUUAAGAACCAAAAUCCCGCCUUGAGCUUUUUUCAGCGAGCCAAAUUGCCCGCCAAUACCAUUAUCAAAUUUGUUCCACAACAAACUGCCUAUGUUGUAGAACGUAUGGGAAAAUUUCUGAAAGUAUUGCAGCCUGGUAUUGCACUUCUUUUACCAUUCUUAGACAGGAUCUCUUAUGUACAUUCUUUAAAGGAGACUGCCAUUGAGAUCCCAUCCCAAAAUGCCAUCACAGCGGAUAAUGUCUCUCUUGAACUUGACGGAAUCUUGUAUAUCAAGGUUCACGACCCUUAUAAAGCGUCAUAUGGCGUUGAGGACUUCAAGUUUGCUAUAAGUCAGCUCGCUCAAACCACGAUGAGGUCAGAAAUCGGCUCCAUGAGUCUUGACGCGGUUUUGAAAGAAAGGCAAAAACUAAACACCAAUAUCAAUCAGAUAAUAAACGAAGCCGCUAAAGAUCAUUGGGGAGUUGAGUGUUUGCGAUAUGAAAUAAGGGAUAUUCAUCCUCCACAAAAUGUUGUCGAUGCCAUGCAUAGGCAAGUUAGUGCCGACAGAUCGAAGCGUGCGGACAUUUUGGAGUCAGAGGGAGUAAGGCAAUCGAAAAUAAAUAUAGCUGAAGGAGAAAAACAGGCUGCUAUUUUGAAGGCCGAAUCAACUGCAGUAAGCAUUGAACGUAUUGCUAAGACGAUUGCGGAACACUCAGGAGAAAAUGCUGUUAAUCUUCAAAUUGCUCAAGAGUAUAUCAAGGAAUUUGGUAAUAUUGCGAAGACCACUAAUACAGUGGUGAUUCCUUCGAGCAUGAGCGAUGUAAGCGGCUUUGUUGCCUCCGGUUUGUCUGUUUACGAUUCCAUCGCCAAAAGAACAAAGAACGAUCUGUAA